AACAUUAAGCAUUGCCAUUAAGGAAAAUACUUAUCAAGAACUAAAACUGAAAAUCGGACUAGGGAAAAUUAGUUCUUUUGUUAAUCAAGCAGUAGAAAAAGGACUAUCUGAAUUAGCCCAGGAAGAAAAGAAGAAAAAAGAUGAAUUAAAAAAGAAAUUAAUUGCUGGUUAUCAAAUUGCUGGUUAUCAAAGAAAAGCCAAAAAUAAAAAAUUACAAAAAGAAUUAAAAAUGAUGGAAGCCGCUCAAUUUGAAGAUUGGAAAGAUGAAUAA
This is a messenger RNA of Paraglomus brasilianum, 271 nucleotides long. Lineage: Eukaryota; Fungi; Glomeromycota; Glomeromycetes; Paraglomerales; Paraglomeraceae. The record is from the annotation of a GenBank genome assembly.